AUGGGCUCCAGCAUCUUCCCACUCUGCCUAGCACUUCUAUUCUGUUAUGUUUAUGGUACUCCAGCCUCUGUCGGGCACCUCUCCAGUGAAGCUGAUGAUGCUGGUGAGAUAAUCAAAGACAUUCCAGACAUAAACUUAGCUGCUGGACUGGACCUCUUCCAGGGUGAUAUCAUGCUCCCUAAAAAUCAGCGAAAUGCCCUAAGAAAUGAGAUCUACAGAUGGAAGUUCCCCAUUCCCUAUAUUCUGGGUGAUAACCUAGAUCUGAAUGCCAAAGGAGUAAUUCUCCAGGCAUUUGAAAUGUUCCGUCUUAAGUCUUGCAUUGAUUUCAAGCCAUAUGAAGGAGAGAGAACCUACAUAUUCUUUAAAAAAGAAACCGGGUGUUGGUCCAUGGUGGGGGACCUGCAGACUGGACAGACCCUCUCUAUUGGGGCAGGGUGUGACUACAGAGCAAUUGUGGAACAUGAGAUCCUGCAUGCUUUAGGAUUUUACCAUGAGCAGUCGAGGAUGGACCGGGAUGACUAUGUGACAAUCUGGUGGGAUGAAAUUAUUGCAGGCCAAGAGCACAAUUUUCUGAAGUACAAUGACAGCUACAUCACUGAUCUAAACACCCCCUAUGACUAUGAAUCAUUGAUGCACUAUGAACCAUUUUCAUUUAACAAAAAUGAAAGCAAGCCCACAAUCACGGCGAAGAUACCAGAAUUUAAUGACAUAAUUGGACAACGUCUAGACAUCAGUGCCAUUGACCUGAAAAGACUGAAUCGCAUGUAUAACUGCACUUCAACUCACACUUUUUUGGACCAGUGUUCUUUUGAGUUUGAAAGUAUCUGCGGCAUGAUUCAGGGCACCAGAGAUGAUCUAGACUGGGUCCAUCAAAAGAGCAGUGCUACAGGGCAGGAAGACCACACACUUUCUGGGCGCUGUAGAGAUGCUGGCUAUUUCAUGUACUUCAACACCAGCUCUGGCAAGGCAGGUGAGGUGGCAGUCCUAGAGUCUCGAAUCCUUUAUCCAAAGAGAACUCAGCAGUGCCUCCAGUUCUUCUAUAAGAUGACAGGAAGCCUUUCUGACAAGCUGGUCAUCUGGCUUAAAGAGGAUGAUGGCACUGGAAAUGUUCGCAAGAUGAGGAAAAUUCAAACCUUUCAAGCGGAUAAUGACUAUAACUGGAAAAUUGCCCACGUAACCCUCAACGCUCAGAAUAAGUUCCGCUACCUCUUCCAAGGACUAAAGGGCAACUCCAGCUCUUCAACUGGUGGGAUUGCUAUCGAUGAUGUCACACUGACAGAGAUCCCCUGUCCCACAGCUGUGUGGGUCAUUCGGAAUUUCAGCCAAAUCCUCAAAAACACAUCAAGUGAUGUUAUUCAAAGCCCUCGGUUUUAUAGCCCCGAGGGUUAUGGGUUUGGCAUAAGUUUGCAUCCCCACUCCAGCAUCAGUGGCUACACUCGGGUUGCCUUUCACUUGUGCAGUGGAGAGAACGAUGGUGUCCUGGAGUGGCCAGCUCUGAACCGCCAAGCUGUACUCACAGUGCUGGACCAGGACCCUGAUGUCUUGAAAAGGAUGUCCUCAAGCAAAAGCUUCACCACAAGCAAAGACCAUCUUAACUCAGGUAAGUGGGAUGCUAAUGGAACCAUAAUAUGGGAGAAACCAUCAAUUGCUGGAAAAUUUGAUGCCUCGUGCAAUUGUUAUAGAAGUGUUUCAUGGGGGUGGACUAACUUCAUAUCCCACAGACAGAUGAGACGGAGAAGCUUCCUGAAAAAUGAUGACUUGAUUAUUUUUGCAGAAUUUAAUGAUCUAAUUCACCUCAAUAACACUGAAGUCCCUGUCAAACGGGAACAAUCUGCCUUCAUGGAAGGCCUCAUUCUUGAAAGGCAGAAGAGAGCAGCCCAGGAUAUGGAGCCCGUUCAAGACCGGCUGCCUUAUCUGCAAGACCCGUGUGACCCAAACCCUUGCCAGAAUGACGGGGUCUGUGUGAAUGUGAAAGGGAAAGCAAGCUGCAGGUGCCCAUCAGGACAAGCCUUCUUCUUUAUCGGUGAGAGGUGUCAGUCAAGACAGGUCCAUGGGAGCAUCCUGGGAAUGACAGCUGGUGGAAUUGCUGGAACCAUUGUCUUAACCAUUGUCCUCAUUUCCUUGAUGGCUAGAAGAUAAAGAGCUGCAGCAGGAUAAAGCUCAGCCUG
This is a messenger RNA of Haliaeetus leucocephalus (bald eagle), 2168 nucleotides long. It is a transcript of the gene MEP1A, whose product is annotated as meprin A, alpha (PABA peptide hydrolase). Bases 1 to 2139 code for a protein of 712 amino acids. The transcript is spliced from 14 exons. The record is from RefSeq and is a predicted model, not a curated record. Lineage: Eukaryota; Metazoa; Chordata; Aves; Accipitriformes; Accipitridae. Gene Ontology annotation, biological process: proteolysis. Gene Ontology annotation, cellular component: membrane. Gene Ontology annotation, molecular function: zinc ion binding; metalloendopeptidase activity; protein binding.